This is a messenger RNA of Aethina tumida (small hive beetle), 1923 nucleotides long. Its product is annotated as D-2-hydroxyglutarate dehydrogenase, mitochondrial. The transcript has 9 exons. NCBI's taxonomy places the organism in Eukaryota, Metazoa, Arthropoda, Insecta, Coleoptera, Nitidulidae. The record is from RefSeq and is a predicted model, not a curated record. Gene Ontology annotation, cellular component: mitochondrion. Gene Ontology annotation, molecular function: catalytic activity; FAD binding. The coding region runs from base 305 to 1837 and encodes 510 amino acids.
GUCGUUUUAUUUUUAUAAAUCAUAAAGACACAAGUCCGCUAUCGGCCGUCCCGGCGAUAAGCAAAAGUUUAUUUUCGUUGAGCGAGAAGCGCAUAAAAGUGAAACAGUGCCUUUGUAAUUAGCAGUGUGUUUAGCCAGAUGAUCUGCAUUGUGCGCAGUGUGGGAUUAUUUUCGUUGCGUCCGUAGUGGCGGUGGUCGCAGUACCGAGAACACAAACACAGGAUAAACGGGUGUGGGACGUGGGAAAACCGUAGAUAGAGACGGAAUCGUUGUUUCCGGCAUCGGUCCAGCUUAAAGUGCACACAUGUUGUCGAGGGGAAUAAAGCAGUUAAGCAGGUUUCGGCCGCUCCCCCACGGGACUCAACCCUCCGUGGCGGCGCUGAGCAGGGGAUACGCCGGCUCUACACUGCCCCAACUCACCAAGGAUCGAUACGCGGUCCAACGUGGAGACUUCGCCGAAUUGACCAACGACCAUUUGACCUUCUUCAAGGGCCUGCUAGGCGAUAGUCGGGUGAUCACCGACCCCUCAGAAUGCGAGGCGUACAACGUUGAUUGGAUUAAGAAUGUCAGAGGAUACAGUCAGUGUGUGUUGAAGCCGAAAACCACUGAAGAAGUCUCAAAAAUUUUGGCAUUUUGCAACGACAACAAAAUUGCUGUUUGUCCUCAGGGUGGAAACACCGGCUUAGUCGGUGGAUCAGUCCCAGUUUUUGAUGAAGUGGUCCUUUCCAUGUCCCAAAUGAACGAAAUCAUCAGCAUCAACGACACAUCAGGGGUUCUUGUGUGCCAGGCGGGAUGCAUCCUGGAAGCCGUGGAUGAGACACUCGCUGACCACGGUCUGAUGAUGCCCUUAGAUUUGGGAGCAAAAGGGUCGUGCCAUAUAGGUGGUAAUGUGUCCACAAAUGCCGGAGGAUUAAGACUUCUUAGAUACGGUAAUCUACAGGGAUCAGUUCUUGGAAUUGAAGCGGUGAAAGCAAACGGAGAAGUCCUAGACUGUUUAAGUACUCUUAAAAAAGAUAACACUGGUUAUCAUUUGAAGCAUUUAUUCAUCGGUUCUGAGGGAUCCUUAGGAAUUGUUACCAAGGUCGCAAUUCAAUGCCCUCCAAAACCCAAAGCUGUAAAUUUGGCAUUUUUAGGUUUAAACUCCUUCGAAAAUGUCCUUAAAGUAAUGAAGAAAGCUAAACACGAAUUGGGAGAAAUUCUUUCAUCUUGCGAAAUGAUUGACGAGAGAUCUUUGGAUGUAGUGACUGGUCACUUGAAAGUAAAAAAUGUGCUUCCAGACUAUCCUUUCUACAUGCUUAUUGAAACUCAUGGUAGUAACAAUGAUCACGAUGAAGAGAAAUUGAACACAUUCCUUGAAAAUGUGAUGGAUGGUGGUUUGGUUCUAGAUGGAACUGCUACCAAUGAACCAAGCAAAAUGAAGAAUAUUUGGGAUCUCAGAGAGAGGAUUACAGAAGGUCUGGUCCAUGAUGGAUAUGUUUUCAAAUACGACAUAUCUUUGCCUAUUGAAAAUUUCUAUUCCUUGGUACCUGUAAUGAAAGAAAGACUUGGCAAUGAUGCUAUUAGAGUUAGUGGAUAUGGCCAUUUAGGUGAUGGCAAUGUUCACUUGAACAUUUCAGUUAAAGACUUUACUCAGGAUGUUUAUAAAAAGAUUGAACCUUUCGUCUAUGAAUAUACAUCAAAAUUGAGAGGAAGUGUGAGUGCAGAACAUGGAAUAGGUUUCAGAAAACCAAAAUAUAUUAAGUAUUCCAAAAGUCAAGAGGCAAUUAGUCUAAUGAAACAAAUCAAAACACUGAUGGAUCCGAAAGGAAUAUUAAAUCCAUAUAAAGUACUGCCCUAAAUUUGUUUUGUUUAUAAUUCAAAAUAAUAACAAACGAAAAUGGUUGUUUUUUUGUUGUACAAAAUAAAUAAAAUAUAUUUUUAUAA